Messenger RNA from Prunus persica (peach), 3464 nucleotides. RefSeq names its product protein FAR-RED IMPAIRED RESPONSE 1. Gene Ontology annotation, molecular function: zinc ion binding. The transcript is spliced from 8 exons. The coding region runs from base 382 to 2901 and encodes 839 amino acids. The record is from RefSeq and is a predicted model, not a curated record. Gene Ontology annotation, biological process: regulation of DNA-templated transcription. NCBI's taxonomy places the organism in Eukaryota, Viridiplantae, Streptophyta, Magnoliopsida, Rosales, Rosaceae.
GGACCACAAUGUAAAGUGGUAUAAUUUAAUCACCAUUUCUAUAAUUAACCCUGUAAAAACACUAACACAUUCGUGUUGAAUUAGGAGGAGGGGUUGUUCAUAAAUUCAUAUUCAUUCAGGCCGAUAAUUCAAGUAACUACGCGCCACGCCUGUGGCUCUGAAGCAGAUAUUAACCCAAAAUGAUAAACCAAAAUUACCCAAAAAUAGAAGAUCAAAGCCCUAAGCUUUCCCAAAUUCGAAAGCUUUCGCCCACUCGCGGAAAUCAGCCACCGUUCUUCUCUGAUUCUGCUGCCUUCACUUGAGGUAUUACUAUGAAGGUCUGUUUGGAAGAUCAGAGUCUCUUCUCAGAAACAGAUAACAAACUACUUUUAACUAAACAUCAUGGAUAGAAAUCAAAAUUUGGGUGAAACAGUGGUGGAUGGUCCAGAAAAUAUGAAUGGUGGUAGAGUGAGUGAAAAUAUGAAUAUGGUUGCUGUUGUGGAAGAAGUGCAGAAUAGAGGUGGCGUAGUCAUUAGCUCUCCUAAAAGGGACAUUCAAGUGUUUGAGGGAGACACAGAUUUUGAACCUUGUAAUGGCAUUGAAUUUGAAUCACAUGAGGCAGCAUACUCAUUUUAUCAAGAAUAUGCCAAGUCUAUGGGAUUCACCACGUCAAUAAAAAACAGUCGGCGUUCAAAGAAAUCGAAAGAGUUUAUUGAUGCCAAGUUUGCAUGUUCCAGAUAUGGAGUCACACCAGAGUCAGAUAGUGGGACAAGUCGUCGACCAACUGUGAAAAAGACAGACUGCAAAGCCAGCAUGCAUGUGAAGAGGAGGGCAGAUGGAAAGUGGAUUAUUCAUGAAUUCAUAAAGGAGCAUAAUCAUGAGCUUUUACCUGCUCUAGCAUAUCAUUUUCGGAUUCAUAGAAAUGUAAAGUUAGCUGAAAAGAAUAAUAUUGACAUUUUGCAUGCAGUUAGUGAACGAACUAGAAAGAUGUACGUUGAAAUGUCUAGACAAUCUGGCGGGUAUCAAAAUACUGGGUUUACUACGACUGAUUCAAACUAUCAGUUUGAUAAAUGCCGGGACUUGGGUCUAGAUGAGGGAGAUGCUCAAGUAAUGCUUGAAUACUUUAAGCGAAUCCGGAAGGAGAAUCCCAAUUUCUUCUAUGCAAUAGAUUUGAAUGAAGAGCAGCGUGUGAGAAAUUUGUUUUGGGUUGAUGCAAAAAGUCGGAGUGAUUAUAGGAGUUUUAAUGAUGUUGUCUCUUUUGAUACUUCUUAUAUCAAAACAAAUGAUAAGUUGCCAUUUGCUCCUUUUGUUGGGGUGAACCACCACUUUCAGUCAAUGUUGCUUGGUUGUGCGUUGGUUGCUGAUGAUACUAAAUCAACAUUUGUAUGGUUGUUGAAGACGUGGCUUAGAGCAAUGGGUGGACAAUGUCCUAAAUUGGUUAUCACUGAUCAAGACCAAACCUUGAAGGCAGCGAUUGAUGAAGUCUUUCCACAUGCACGCCACUGCUUUACACUUUGGAAUAUAUUGGAAAAGAUCCCUGAAACUCUUGCUCAUGUAAUCAAACGGCAUGAAAAUUUCUUGCCAAAGUUUAACAAGUGCAUCUUUAAUUCCUGGACAGACGAACAGUUUGACUUGAGAUGGUGGAAGAUGGUUACUAGAUUUGAACUUCAAGAUGACGAAUGGAUCCGGUUGCUGUAUGAAGAUCGUAAAAGAUGGGUGCCUACUUAUAUGGGAGAUACUUUUUUCGCUGGAAUGUGUACAACUCAGCGUUCUGAAAGUAUGAACUCUUUCUUCGAUAAAUACAUACACAAGAAAAUUACUCUGAGAGAGUUUGUGAAACAAUAUGGGACAAUUCUACAAAACAGGUAUGAAGAGGAAGCAAUUGCAGAUUUUGAUACAUGGCACAAGCAGCCUGCAUUAAAAUCUCCUUCUCCUUGGGAAAAACAAAUGUCAACAGUUUACACUCAUGCAGUAUUCAAAAAGUUCCAAGUUGAGGUUUUGGGAGUAGUUGGCUGCCAGCCAAAGAAAGAACAUGAAGAUGGACCAACUACUACAUUCAGAGUUCAAGACUGUGAAAAGGAUGAAUAUUUCAUGGUGACCUGGAAUGAAACAAAGUCAGAGGUUUCUUGCUCCUGUCGUUUGUUCGAGUACAAAGGUUUUCUUUGUAGACAUUCACUGAUUGUUCUCCAAAUUUGUGGCCUCUCAAGCAUCCCAUUUCAUUAUAUUUUGAAGAGAUGGACAAAAGAUGCAAAAAGCAGGCAAUCAAUGGUUGAAGAAACAGAGCGAGUACAGACUAGGGUGCAACGCUACAAUGAUUUAUGCAAACGAGCCAUUGAAUUGAGUGAAGAAGGAUCAAUAUCUGAGGAAACUUAUAAUAUUGCUUUCCGCACACUUGUUGAAGCUUUAAAGAAUUGUGUGAACGUGAAUAACUCUAAUAAUACUGUUGUAGACUUUAGCGGCACUGUACAUAGUAUUCGUGAAGCAGAAGAAGAGAAUCAAGGAAGCCUUGCAUCAAAAACAAGUAGGAAGAAAAUUACAAAUAGGAAAAGAAAGGUGCAAGCAGAGCAAGAUGUUAUACUUGUGGAAGCACAAGACAGCUUGCAGCAAAUGGAUAACUUAAGCUCAGAUGGUAUACCCCUUCCUGGAUAUUAUGGUGCCCAACAGAAUGUGCAUGGACUGGUACAGUUGAACUUAAUGGAGCCACCCCAUGACAGUUACUAUGUUAACCAGCAGAGUAUGCAAGGGCUGGGACAACUGAAUUCAAUAGCACCCAAUCAUGAUGGUUUUUUUGGGACUCAACAAAGUAUUCAUGGGCUGGGACAAUUGGACUUUAGACCAUCAACUAGCUUCAGUUACAGCUUGCAGGAUGACCCUCAUUUGAGAUCUUCACAGUUGCAUGGCGAUGCUUCAAGACAUUCAUGAGGAAGAAACGCCUGCCAUCUUGGAGUUGGUUGACGUUGUACUUAGAACUUGUUUGUAAUCAUAAACUAAACCAGGUAGUGGCUCGAGAUCUCUCUUUUGACGUCUUCUCUCUUUCCAGUUCUGAGGUGCGCUGUUUAAGCCAAACGUUAACUUCCAUAGAGAAGGUAAAUCCUCCAUGUGUAUUCGUAUAUGAAGGGGAUGACCUUGCCAAUUCGUUAACCUUAGCGUAACACUGUAUCACAAUGGGCAAGCAGUGCAAUCUCAUGUCAAGUGUAUUUUAGAUUCAUUUAGUGGACUCGAAUGUACCAACCAAUCAAUGCCUAGUUAGUGCAAAUAUUGUGAUUAAUGCGCUGAAGAUGAGAAUUUCAUACUGUUUGCUGAGGCGUGCACAUUUUCUAGCCUUCUGUAGUUACUUCUUCGUAAAAAAGCUCGUGGCGUUGUUAUGGUUGAAAUUGGGAUACCAACUUCAUUUAUCUGAGUUAGUUUUCAUGUAAAGGUGGACAGCUUAUUGCAAUUUUCCUUCGAGGCAAAGGGAUUAUGGAUGCCUGGAGAGUUUAAAAUUA